Messenger RNA from Cynoglossus semilaevis (tongue sole), 1889 nucleotides. It is a transcript of the gene stmn2b, whose product is annotated as stathmin 2b. Gene Ontology annotation, cellular component: neuron projection; cytoplasm; growth cone. NCBI's taxonomy places the organism in Eukaryota, Metazoa, Chordata, Actinopteri, Pleuronectiformes, Cynoglossidae. Gene Ontology annotation, biological process: neuron projection development; microtubule depolymerization; regulation of microtubule polymerization or depolymerization. The record is from RefSeq and is a predicted model, not a curated record. Gene Ontology annotation, molecular function: tubulin binding. The transcript has 5 exons. Bases 152 to 691 code for a protein of 179 amino acids.
AAUUACCGUUGACUUCACUCCGAUCAUUCCAGACCACCACGCGCACCAGCAGCCUCCGUCUCUGCUGACUCAGUGCCUUACCAGCAGGUCCUCCACCCUGAGACACAGCAUCCACCGACCGGUAAACCCGCAGCUACAGCACCGCACAGAAAUGGCCAAGACCGCGAUCGCCUACAAGGAGAAGAUGAAGGAGAUCUCCGUCCUGUCACUCAUCUGCUCCUGUCUGUACCCCGAGGCCCGCAAAAACAUCAUGGGUGAAUUUGAAGACAUGGAUAUCAAACCCAUCAACAAAAGAGCCUCAGGUCAGGCCUUUGAGGUCAUCCUGAAGCCGCCGUCCCCCGUGUCCGAGGUGUCCCACUGCAUCACCAGCCCACCCAAGAGGGACAUUUCCCUGGAGGACAUCCAGAAGAAGCUGGAGGCAGCUGAGGACCGGAGGAGAUCCCAGGAGGCCGGGAUUCUCAGGAUCCUGGCUGAGAAACGGGAGCACGAGCGCGACGUGCUGCUGAAGGCCAUGGAGAACCACAGCAACUACAGCCGCUUGGCCGAGGAGAAGCUCCAGAUGAAGAUGGAGCAGAACGAGGAGAACCGGAUGGCUUACCUGGCCGCCCUGAUGGAGCGUCUCCAGGAGAGGGAGAAGCACGCUCAGGAGGUGCGCAGGAACAAGGAGUUGAGAGAAGAGUUGACAGCAUGAGAAACACGACCCUCCUAAACCCCCCCUCCCACCCCUGACCCUGAGGAACACCGACACCCCCCCUCCCUCUCCGCCAACCUAUCCCAUGAUUCCCCUCUUUCCUCCGUCUCCUUCCAUUCUUGUCAUAAUACUAUGAAUUUACCACAGCCUGAGAAUUUACCACCAGAGAAAUUGGAAGGUCCAAAGGUGUUGGGGGUGUAAAAAAAAACAACGACAAAAAAAGGCAAAAAUUCAUUAAAAAAAGGAAAAUUAAUGUUUCCACCCACUCCUCAAAAAAGAAUGUUUUUGCUCUGUUUAAAUAACAAACCGUGAUCAGAUUGACCAGUGAUGACAGUGGGUAUUGGUUUCUGUAAAUACUUCUUUUUUUGUUAUAUACAGUAUGAUACAAGCAGCAGAAGUAUUGAUUGCAGUGUGCCAUUUUUAUAUGAGUUCCUUCUCUCUGCGUAUUCUGUGUAUGGAUGUAAUGAGUUUUCAUUUCCAUGUUUCUUUUUAUUUGUUUUGUUUUUUGGUCCAUUUCAGCCUGAGAAUGUUUUUUUUUUUUUUUUCUGUUUUCUCUCGUGUGGUGACAGGCUUGUAGAUGUUUGUUGUGAGUUCGACAGCUAGUUGAUGUCUGCUGCGGCCGGUGCCGUCUUCACCAGGCCUCACAUCCUGCCUCCUUUCCCUUAGUCCCAUCUGGACCACAAAUCUAGGUACCUAGAUCUGAGGUACCUAGAUCGGCUCUGUUCCAGUCACUACUAAAAUAAAGGAGACAGUUUGUGUUUCUGUGAGGACUGUAAUCUGCCGCUGCACAUCCACUCCUGUGAGGUAGAUGGCGACUGCGCAACAGGAGAACACUAUAGCAUUUAAACCCCGUCCUCAUCCUCUUUACCUCCAUCCCUCCACAUACAUGUAUCUGUACUGUAGAAGCACUCACUCACACGCUUUCCAAAUGGGCAAGGGAUUCAACCAAUCACAGCACAGUGACAUUAACUGUUCAUACAUCACCAAAAAGGACAAGAAUAGCAUCACUGACCAAUAGCAGCCCUCCUAUUAUCUCCGGCUAGCAAGCUUCCAAUCACAUUUACAGUAAUAGACAAUACAGCAGAAGUUAAAUGCAUCAUAGAAACACAAAGAGUAAAAAAAAAACAAAAAAUUCACCUCAGAUCAGACUUGUUACUGUGAAUAUUCUACUAAAUACAACUAGAGUAGUGCUCGGCAU